Daldinia childiae is the source of this 906-nucleotide messenger RNA. Its product is annotated as Protein N-methyltransferase NNT1. Gene Ontology annotation, biological process: peptidyl-lysine dimethylation. The coding region runs from base 1 to 906 and encodes 301 amino acids. The record is from RefSeq and is a predicted model, not a curated record. The transcript has a single exon. Gene Ontology annotation, molecular function: protein-lysine N-methyltransferase activity. Lineage: Eukaryota; Fungi; Ascomycota; Sordariomycetes; Xylariales; Hypoxylaceae.
AUGGCCCUCACGAGCCGCAUCUCCCUUCACGGUCCUCCAUCGUCAGAUCCUGAGGACUACCUUAGUUCUUCCUUGGGCAUCAUAUUUCCGGAUGAUGUGACGAACCAGCAUGGCGACGCGGAGCACUCGCUACUCUACACAUCGCCGCACCUACCCAAGCCCCUGCACAUCGCCCUCGCGGAUCCGGACCGGGAGGCCGAUCGCAAACUCUUUAGUCACUACCUGUGGAACGCAAGUCUGCUGCUUGCCGAGCUCGUCGAGGCCGGCACCCUUGGUUUACCCCUCGACAUCGGUUUGCGCCGGCUCCAGCCCGCCGCCUUCAAUGUCGCUAGCCUUGAGACACUUGAGCUCGGCGCCGGUACCGCGCUGCCUAGCCUAAUGGCUGCUCUGCUCGGGGCUAAGGGCGUAGUCGUAACAGAUUACCCCUCUGAAACUGUCUUAGGUACUCUGCGUAAGAACGUCGCGGCCAAUGCCAAGACUGAGAACUCGCCCGGCAGCGCCCUUGCACCGCUAACAGUCGAGGGUCAUUCAUGGGGUGAGUUAGAUACGCCUUUCGCAGCAGAACAUCGGGGUCGGUUCGACCGUGUCUUCGUGUGCGACUGUCUGUGGAUGCCGUGGGAGCACACCAACUUACAUAAAUCCAUCGCGUGGUUCCUGAAGGAUUCCUCAGACGCUAGAGCCUGGGUUGUUGCUGGGUUUCAUACGGGGCGCGCUAAAAUGCGCGGUUUCUUCGAGGACGACGCUCUUGCGACUGUCGGGCUUGAGGUCGAGAGUAUAUGGGAGCGCGACUGCGAUGGCGUUGAGCGCGAGUGGGUUUGGGAUCGCGGCCAAGAGGACAUUAGCAUACGGAAGCGGUGGCUAGUCGUCGGCGUACUGCGGCGGAGGGCGUCGACAGUUGAAGGGUAA